Messenger RNA from Effrenium voratum, 1692 nucleotides. The record is from the annotation of a GenBank genome assembly. NCBI's taxonomy places the organism in Eukaryota, Dinophyceae, Suessiales, Symbiodiniaceae.
CAAGCCGUAGAUAUGGCAGCCGUCAGAUGAUCCCCGACCAUGCGGGAGAAGUCACGCACGCCGCGGGUUGCGUGGGGCAUCCUCAAGAAGGAGCUGCACCCGGGCUGCCAGGUGAGGCUCAAGGCGCUGCACGUGCAGCGCAACGGGCAGGUGGGCGUUGUCGAGGACUACGUGCCGGCGCGGCAGAGGUGGAGGGUGAGGUUGGGCAGCGGCAAGUGCCACGACUUCAAGGCGGAGAAUCUGGAGUUGGAGGCGCCCGCAGAUCGGCCCCCGCCUGACGACUGGGUGGGGCCCUCCACUGGGCCAGAGCUGCAGGCUCCACAGGCCUACAAGGACUUUAAGGAGGAGGAAGGGAAGACCCCAGCGGUUCCCACAAUUUCUGCGGGGUGCUUGGUGGUUCUGCAUGGGCUGAAGACUGCCGAGCUGAACGACCAGAAAGGGGAGGCGGAGGCCUUCAUGCAGGACUCGGGCAGGUGGCGGGUGAAGCUGGCCAGCGGGGCGGUCAAGGAUCUGAAGCCCGAGAAUCUGCGGGUGCUGGAGGCCAAAGAGCUUCAGGUCUUCUCGGAGUUGGCUGCACUCGAGGCGGACUUGGACGACUUCCAGGUCUCCAAGGGCGAUCGCUGCGGGCCCGGCAACCGCUUUGUCAUCGAGGAGAAGCUCGGGGAAGGCACUUUCUCCACCGUCUUCAGCUGCCGGGACGAGGAGCGUAAGUACGCGGUGAAGUUCACCAAGACCAACGAGCAGACAAGGCGAGCGUUGGAGCGGGAGGUGAAGAUCAUGAGCCAGCUGAUUACCAAGGUGGCCGCUUUGGAUCCGCAGGGGGUGCAGUGCAUCCUUAGCCUCGCCUUCUUCGAGUCUUUCGUCCACCGGGGCCGGCUUUGCGCCGUUUUCGAGCUCAUGAAGUGUAAUCUGCGCACUGCCUUGGCCAAGUACGGUGCCGGCAAGGGCCUGCCACUGCUUCCUACAGUGCGGGACUUCGGGCGCCAGCUGCUGUGGGCUUUGCGCGCCCUGCGUUCGGCCAACCUGCUGCAUUGUGACGUGAAGCCGGAGAACCUGCUGCUGGCGCCGGACAAUAUGUCCAUCAGGCUUUGUGACUUUGGCAGCUGCCACGGGCCCGCCGAUCGCAUCAAGUCUGAUCAGCUCAUGCCACGGAACUACCGUGCUCCAGAGAUUAUCCUCGGACUGGACUACAGCUUCCCCAUUGACAUGUGGAGCGCGGCCGCGACGCUCUUUGAGCUGGCCACGAGCGCCGUCUUGUUUCAGGGUGAGACAAACAAUGAGAUGCUCCACGAAAUGAUGAAGGUGUGUGGACCCUUUCCGCUGCCCCUGGUGACCUGCGGAAGCUUUUGCUCUAAGCACUUCGGCGCCAACGGGGACUUCUUGAACGCAAAAGGCAACGUGGCCAUCGAUUCAUUGAACCCACGCGUGCGGCCGCUGGCGUCCUUUGAUCCACCCUCUCGGCCCCUGCCAUUCCUGCUGGAGGAGGCACUCAAGACGCCCCCCAAGGGCGUCCCGGAGAGCCGGCACCAAGGCAUGGUGGCACACCUGGCCGGCCUCCUGGAGCACUGCUUGCAAGCUGACUCCUCGACAAGGCCAACGCCGGAGGCAGCAUUGGCUCACAAGUUCUUUCAGAAGGGUGCCUGAGCUGAUGCGGUGAGUCGGUUUGAGCUAUUCACCCAUGAUGCCUUGUCA